Mauremys reevesii (Reeves's turtle) is the source of this 1245-nucleotide messenger RNA. It is a transcript of the gene RHOQ, whose product is annotated as ras homolog family member Q. Bases 519 to 1136 code for a protein of 205 amino acids. The transcript has 5 exons. Gene Ontology annotation, biological process: small GTPase-mediated signal transduction; cortical actin cytoskeleton organization. Lineage: Eukaryota; Metazoa; Chordata; Testudines; Geoemydidae. Gene Ontology annotation, molecular function: GTP binding; GTPase activity. The record is from RefSeq and is a predicted model, not a curated record.
GGAGCCCUGAGUUGCUCUUUAGCAAUUUGGCUUCGCUCCUCCUUUUCUCCUCCGAAUCAAGCUAGUCUGAGAUUGCAGGGUUUCCGAAGUGGUGGCCGAAGCCGGGACAAGUUGGGGGAGGGGGCGGGAAGGAAAGUGGCCGAACAGUUGCUUUGGGGAGCUCUGCCCUGGCCCCUCUCUCGGGGGUGUCUGUCACUGCAGCCUGGGGGCGAGGUUGCACCUGGGUGGCCGGCUGGGCUGGAGGAGAACAGUGCCGUGCUUUGUACGGGUUUUCCUGCUCAAAGUUCCUGUUUUCUCCGGGCUGCAAGUCUUAUGAUCCAUUGUGUCAUCGUGCUCAACUGGCAGGGGCGAGAGGAAGGAAAAUCCCUGCGAGCCAAAUUUGGCACUGCCCAGGGGAGAAAUGCCAUCCCCGGCGGGCUGCGGCGCCUGCUAAGCGCCCCGCGGCCGGGGGCGGCCGGGAUGCGGACUCGCCCCUCGGCGCUCAGCUGAACCCUGACAAUGACGAGUGGCCUCGCACCAUGGCCAAUGGGAGCGGGACGGUCAUGCUGAAAUGCGUGGUGGUGGGGGACGGGGCCGUGGGGAAAACGUGCCUGCUGAUGAGCUAUGCCAACGACGCGUUCCCAGAGGAGUAUGUGCCCACCGUCUUUGACCACUAUGCAGUCACUGUUACAGUUGGGGGGAAGCAGUAUCUGCUGGGGCUGUAUGACACUGCAGGACAGGAAGACUACGAUCGUCUGAGACCUUUAUCUUAUCCUAUGACAGAUGUCUUCCUUAUCUGCUUCUCAGUGGUAAAUCCAGCCUCAUUUCAAAAUGUGAAGGAGGAGUGGGUACCAGAGCUAAAGGAAUAUGCACCUAAUGUACCCUUUUUAUUAGUAGGAACCCAGAUUGAUCUUCGUGAUGAUCCAAAAACUUUAGCAAGACUGAAUGAUCUGAAGGAGAAGCCUGUAUCUAUGGAGCAGGGACAGAAGUUAGCAAAAGAGAUAGGAGCCUGCUGCUAUGUGGAGUGUUCAGCUUUAACACAGAAAGGACUGAAGACUGUUUUUGAUGAAGCUAUAAUAGCCAUUUUAACUCCAAAGAAACACACAGUGAAAAAAAGAAUAGGAUCAAGAUGCAUAAACUGCUGUUUGAUCACGUGAGAUACAUUUGACAAUGGCCAGGCCUGCUGUGAAUUUCUAUCAAACGUAAAUGAUACAGUUCAUAAGUACACAGAACUUGUGUUAGAUCAUAGAAGUUUGUAAGCUAAAC